Molecule: messenger RNA, 447 nt
Organism: Naegleria gruberi
Lineage: Eukaryota; Heterolobosea; Eutetramitea; Acrasida; Naegleriidae
Exons: 2
Coding region: 1-336 (111 amino acids)
Source: RefSeq, a predicted model, not a curated record
AUGGCUUCAGCAUCGCUCGGACCGUGCUUGGCACUUGCAGUGUGUAUCGCUGGAAUUGGAGGUGGACCAUAUCUUGGUAGAAGAUUAUUUGAAGGAGAAUGGAGAGAAAAACAAAAACCAGACUUUUUCAGAUACGGUUUGUGGAUGAGAGACUAUGCUGUCUCUGAUACUAUCCGAGAAGGAGUUGAACCAACAAAUGCUUCCAUCAAAUCACCAGUGGCCAAGCCAGUUUUUGGUUUGUUUGGACCAAAUAUUGAUACCACAAAUCCAAUGAAGAAGGAAUUUGAUGAACAAAUGGAUAGAUUAUUACUUGAAGUUGCUUUCAAAUCAAAGUAAAUAAUAUUGAUAAUAAUUUGGAAUUUUGAUGCAAAUGAUAAAUAGGGCUACAAUAUUUGUUAUUUGUGUAGUAAAUACAAUUAGAAAAUAAAUCAGGUGGCGAUUAUUAUA